Molecule: messenger RNA, 1105 nt
Organism: Chironomus riparius
Lineage: Eukaryota; Metazoa; Arthropoda; Insecta; Diptera; Chironomidae
Source: the annotation of a GenBank genome assembly
AAAUAUUCAAAAAAAAAUCCGAGUUGACAUAAUUAUUAAAAAAUUUAUCAUCUCGGUCAAACUUGUCUCAGUUAUUGCAUUAUUUUUCAUGAAAUUAAAUUAGCGUUUUAAAAUGGAUUUUGUAAUAGCAAAUAUAGAUAAUAUACAUUUUAAGAUAGAAGCGGAACUAAAUGAUCAGAUCGGUGCACUUCCGUUGGCCUUUACAGGCAUGGAUAAAUCUUUAUCUGCAGUUUGUAAUUUCUUCAAUUUAGGACAAUGUGAUAAAGAAUUUUGCCCUUUUCGACACAUAAAAGCUGAACAGAAGACGAUAGUAUGUAAGCAUUGGCUACGAGCGCUAUGUAAAAAAGGCGAUAGCUGUGAAUUUUUGCAUGAAUAUGACAUGAGUAAAAUGCCGGAAUGCUAUUUCUUUAGCAAGUAUCAUGCGUGUCACAAAAAAGAAUGUACGUUUCUUCAUAUAGAUCCAGAGAGCAAAAUUAAGGAUUGUGCUUGGUAUGAUCGUGGAUUUUGUCGUCACGGUCCGUCUUGCAGACAUCGCCAUGUUAGAAGAGUUUUGUGUAAAAAUUAUUUAUCUGGAUUUUGUCCAGAUGGUUCCGAUUGUAAAUUUAUGCAUCCUCGUUUUGAAUUGCCACCUGCGUCUGAUCCAAAAGAAAUGCCUAAACGUCCUCCGGUUUGCCACAAUUGCGGUGAUCUUGGGCAUAAAGCAAGUCAUUGCCCAAAACUGCCUCCAGAACAGAGAGAAAUAGAGCGACAAAACACUCUGAAGAAUACAACAUACAAUCAUCACGCUCAACAACGAUUAAUAAGUCAUAUGAAGGAUCAGAAUAAAGAACUUCCCAAUACCGAUAUACUUUCCGAUCAGCACAUUAAUGGACCUCCUCCAGAAAUUCUAAAUCCACCAAAUCCAAUGGGGAACAGAUGGAAUCCAGGUCAUCAUCACGGGAACCAUCAUGGAAAUCAACCGAGACCUCCUUAUCAACCAAGGAAGUUGGAAGAUAUUACUUGUUUCAAGUGUGGAAUGAAGGGACAUUAUGCGAAUCGUUGUUAUUCAUUUUUGAACAAUAACUUCGAGCCAAAUAAAUAAAUUGACAAAAUUUAUCCAAUCACC